Arachis ipaensis is the source of this 602-nucleotide messenger RNA. Its product is annotated as Ribosomal L29 family protein. Gene Ontology annotation, biological process: translation. Lineage: Eukaryota; Viridiplantae; Streptophyta; Magnoliopsida; Fabales; Fabaceae. Gene Ontology annotation, cellular component: chloroplast; ribosome. The record is from RefSeq and is a predicted model, not a curated record. Gene Ontology annotation, molecular function: structural constituent of ribosome.
AGCCCAGGAAAAUAAAAAGAAAGGAAUGGAGAGAGUCUUAUCUGCAAUCUGUUUCAGAAGAUAACACAAAAUGCUGAGCCUCAACCUGUCUACUGCUUCCGCUUCUUCUUCAACCGUUCCCUUUCUUCCGAAGCCAUUAUUCGCAAAAUCAUCCUUCAAUGGCAUCCAGCUCCGUCCCCGCAGCACCUGCUCGGUUCCACUCUCUUGCUCCGGGACGCGCACUGCAGCUGCGUCGGUGGUCAUGAUGGCCAAGAGAGAGGAGGAGAUGAAGGAGAUUCGCCAGAAAACCACCGACCAAAUCAACGAAGAGGUCGUCGAACUUAAAGGCGAGCUUCUCAUGCUUCGCCUUCAGCAAUCUGCCCGCAACGAGUUCAAGUCCAGCGAGUUCCGUCGCAUGCGCAAAAGGAUUGCUCGCAUGCUUACUGUGAAGAGGGAAAGGGAGAUUGAGGAGGGUAUCAAUAAGAGGUUGUCCAGAAAGUUCGAUAGACAAUGGAAGAAAAGCAUUGUUGUAAAACCGCCGCCAUCUUUAAUAAAGCUUCGGGAGCAAGAAGCAGCUGAAGAAGCUGCUGCAGCUGAAAAGGCCGCAUCAUCAUCAUAAUAUA